Sceloporus undulatus (fence lizard) is the source of this 1421-nucleotide messenger RNA. RefSeq names its product boule homolog, RNA binding protein (gene BOLL). Lineage: Eukaryota; Metazoa; Chordata; Lepidosauria; Squamata; Phrynosomatidae. Gene Ontology annotation, molecular function: RNA binding; protein binding. The record is from RefSeq and is a predicted model, not a curated record.
UUGUCGCGCCCGCCCGGCCCGCCCAACCUUUCCCCCUUUUGGUCUUGGUGUCCUUAAGGGGGAGCCGGGUGUGAGGGGAACUCGGAAGGUGUGGAGAAAGAUGGAGGCCGACUCCUCGCAGACUGCAAGUCAGAUGCAAACUGAUUCUUUGUCUUCAUCUCCUAACACUGUGUCGCCAGUGCCUUUAAGUAACCCCACAAGUGCCCCAAGAUUUGGAACAGUCAUUCCUAAUCGCAUCUUUGUCGGAGGAAUUGAUUUUAAGACUAACGAGAAUGACCUAAGGAAGUUUUUUUCCCAGUAUGGCUGCGUGAAAGAAGUAAUAGUAAAGACCAGAGCUGGAGUAUCAAAGGGGUAUGGUUUCAUCACAUUUGAAACUCAGGAAGAUGCACAAAAAAUUUUGCAAGAGGCUGAAAAGCUAAAUUACAAGGAUAAGAAACUGAAUAUUGGUCCAGCAAUAAGAAAACAACAAGUAGGGAUUCCUCGGUCCAGCAUAAUGCCAGCAGCUGGAACCAUGUACUUGACUACUUCCACUGGAUAUCCAUACACAUACCAUAAUGGAGUGGCACAGUACUUUCAUACUCCUGAAAUUGCUUCUGUUCCACAGCCAUGGCCUUCACGUUCUAUUUCCAGUUCUCCUGUGAUGGUAGCUCAGCCUGUGUAUCAACAACCUACAUACCAUUAUCAGGCUCCUGCACAGUGUCUUCCAGGACAGUGGCAGUGGAGCAUUCCACAGUCCCCUGCCUCUCCCACCUCAUUCUUUUAUCUGCAUCCUUCUGAAAUUACUUAUCAACCACUGGAAAUUACACAAGAUGGUGGAUGUGUCCCUCCUCUUUCCCUAAUGGAAGCUGCAGUUCCAGAGCCUUAUUCUGAUCAUGGAGUCCAAGCGGCAUAUCAUCAAAUUUAUGCUCAAAGUGCCAUAGCCAUGCCAGCGCUGUGAUGCAACCGGAUUUCAGUUAAAGAAGGCUUAUAAAUACAUUACAUUAGGGGAUACAUCUGUGAGGAGAAUUUUUCUCAUCCUUCGUCGAUGACUUUGAAGCCCGCUAUGCAACGUAGUCCUCACUUUCAUCCUAGAAAGAUUACAGAGCAGGAUGACACAAUCUUGCUACUGCCUUCCUCCACAGACUCCGUUAAAUAGAACCUUAGGUAUUUACUCAAUAAUGAAUACAUUAGCACAUAAAAGGUAUGUAUUUUGUAGCUCAUCAUAUUUGUCAAUAUUGGUAAAUCAAAAUGAGCUACUUUUUGUAGGAAAUACAAGACCUUACUUGUAAACAUUCAGUUAAUAAACAUUAAUCACAGCAAAAUCAUGGUUAACCCUUAUCAUUUGUUAUACAUACAUGGUGACACAUACUUGUAAUUUGUAGGCCAUGUAUGUACUGUUUAUUAAUCCAGCACAUUUCUGUUCAGAAACAAACUUUGAAUUC